CUCGUAUCUCUCUCUCUCAUACACACUCUUCUGGUUCUGGGUCUCCGACACAUCAUUCGAGUCUAGCAAAGAGAGUGAAUGGCGAAGGUUCGAUGCCAGAGAAUCGGAUGCGACGCAGUGUUCUCCGAAGAAGACAAUCCCGACGGUUCCUGCACUUAUCAUGCUUCUGUACGCACACCUCUCUCCUCCCUCUUAGUUACUACUGUAUCAUGAUUCCAUCGCCGUAGCUCAAUCUGUCAGUUGAGAGUUCAAUUGUUGUGGUUGAUACUCCGUGGAGUUACUUGAGUUAUCGAGCGACGAUGUAUUGUUUUUUUCUUUUUUCAUCUAGAGUACAUAUUUUAUAUUUUCUCAUAGCGUAUUUAGUAGGCAUAUGCUGUUCUGAUCUUUCCUUUGUCCUUUUUUUUGCCGAUUUAUUUGCCAUGCGAGAGAUGAUACAAACAACAUAACUCUCUUUAAUGCUAUUCUUUUGUACUUCUUCCUGGGGGAACAUAAAUGGAUGUGAUUCUCUAGUCCUCUUCUUUAUUUUAUUUAUUCAUUCAUUUAUUUAUUUUGCGAUAAAGCUUAUCGUGAUCUGGUCUUUGGCUAUAUUGCUUUAUUUGAUUACAUAUUACCGUCUAACAAUUACUCAAGGAAGUCCGUAUAUGCUUUAAAACAAAAGAGGAAUACGUAAAAUUGGUCUACGGGGGUGGAUGCAGGGAGCUCAACCUGGCUUUUAGCUAGUUAUAGUAGUGUGUGUGUGUGAGUGUGAGUGUAAUAUGUAUGUGUACAUAUUAUUAUAUGUUGGACUUCCUCUUUAUAGCUCCAGUGUAAUAUUUCCAGUCCAUAUGUUGUAUUGUGUGCGAGUUAAUUUACAAAUCUUUGCCUACAAUGGAAAGGGUGUCAUAUACUGGGACUUAGUCUACUGUAUCUUUAAAGCUGCUUGCAUUUGCUAAUUUAUCCACUUAGCAUUUUUUCAACCUCCAUUCCUCAUCAUGUUCAUCAUGCAGACUCCUCUUUUGAUCAUCACAUGAUUUUCCUUUAAUGUUGUAUCCCCCCAGCUUUUUUGUUGACUGGAUCCAGUCUGAUGAUUUUACUUGUUCUUACAAAUAUAAAUAGUAUUUCUGGUCUUUGGAUUAAUCAUUAUGAAUGUUGUUGUACAAAAUACUUCCCCCAUCUUACUAACUUAACAUGCUAAUUUCUCUUGGUUAUGUGUGGUGUUGUCUGUUGAUGGGAUUUGGCAGCAGAAGCUGUUGGAGGAUGGGGGUUUGGCAUUGUAUAGACAUGUAGAUUGUAUCUUUUCCACAAAAUACAACGUUUAGGGCAUCUGUUCACAGUUUUGUUAAAUUCUGAUUGCAUGAACUUCCAUCUGAUACGUGAUUAACACCAUGUAGUCUGCUUUUCAUCUUAUUACAACUAUGUUGGCAAUUGUUCAUCAUUAUUUGUUCUGUAUCUUGCUUACAUGUAUCUGAUCCCUUUUGUUUAUUGUUUACUCUUUAUCUUUAUGCACACUAAUUAAAUUUUAUUGUUUGAUGCAUGGAUUAUACUACAUGCUGCGACAUCCAUCUGAAUACAGGGUCCCUUAUUUCAUGAUGGGAUGAAAGAAUGGAGCUGUUGCAAGAAAAGGAGCCAUGAUUUCAGUUUAUUUUUAGAAAUUCCUGGUUGCAAGACAGGAAAACAUACAACUGAAAAACCUGUGCUCACAAAGCCUGCUGCAGCUCAAAAGAAGCCAGUUUCUGUUCCAACACCCCUGGCUGAUUCCUCUUCAAAAGAUACGUGUCCUAGGUGCCGCCAAGGAUUCUUCUGUUCUGACCAUGGUUCACACAACCAAGAAACGAAUCCAAAAUCUGUAGUAAAUGCAAAUAAUGAAAGUAGUCUGGAUAUCCAAGAACCAAAACCACCUCAACCCAAGAAAAUUAUCGAUAUAAACCAACCCCAGAUCUGCAGAAAUAAAGGGUGUGGAAAAAGUUUCAAAGAGAAGGAUAAUUACGAUGCAGCAUGCGAAUACCAUCCUGGGCCGCCUGUCUUCCAUGACAGGAUGAGAGGGUGGAAAUGUUGUGACGUUCAUGUUAAAGAAUUUGAUGAAUUCAUGAGCAUACCACCUUGUGCAAAGGGAUGGCACAAUGCUGAUCCGGCGUCAUGAUAAAAGCUUGAAACUUUGAAGGCGUCUCUUCUUAUCCUAUUCAAAUCAACUUGUGAUGUAAAACAUGUUGACGUAGUUUAUGAUCAUGUACCCUUUUCUUUCGUAAUCUUCAGUAAAAGCUCCAACUCUCUCGUCUCUUUAACUGAUUUUGAAAUGAUGCAACUGAAUUUGAGGAAACUUUCAAUUUGUGAAAUGAUAUAAUUACCAUUUCCAUA
Salvia miltiorrhiza (redroot sage) is the source of this 2334-nucleotide messenger RNA. Its product is annotated as cysteine and histidine-rich domain-containing protein RAR1. Gene Ontology annotation, biological process: defense response to fungus; defense response to bacterium. Gene Ontology annotation, cellular component: cytoplasm; nucleus. NCBI's taxonomy places the organism in Eukaryota, Viridiplantae, Streptophyta, Magnoliopsida, Lamiales, Lamiaceae. The record is from RefSeq and is a predicted model, not a curated record. Bases 1574 to 2119 code for a protein of 181 amino acids. Gene Ontology annotation, molecular function: Hsp90 protein binding. The transcript is spliced from 5 exons.